Molecule: messenger RNA, 3393 nt
Organism: Vanrija pseudolonga
Lineage: Eukaryota; Fungi; Basidiomycota; Tremellomycetes; Trichosporonales; Trichosporonaceae
Exons: 1
Coding region: 1-3393 (1130 amino acids)
Cellular component (GO): spliceosomal complex
Source: RefSeq, a predicted model, not a curated record
AUGCCAAUGUACCGACGCAACGGGACGCAGGUUGAGGGCGUUGUCUACCACCCGCGGAGCGAUGCGCAUGCCACUGCCGUGACGGAGCGCAUCAUUCCCGUGUCCGAACGCCGUGUCGAGCGCCCCGCCGUCGCCGCAGCAGCCGCCCCGCCUCCAAUCAACAGAGGCGGGGGUAAGCGCGGCCCCAGAGGCCCGAUCUCCGAGACGUCCUUCACGGCCAAGGAGCACGCUGGCGCGUCCCGCAUCCCCUGGACGUUGACGAGCGCGCGUUCGCACAACACCAUGUAUCUCAGCAAGGCGCCUACCUCGGCGUCGCCAUCUUCGGCAGCUCCAGUUGCGACCAGUGCACCAGCUGUGGGCUCAGCGAAUGCCCCGACCCCGACCCGCGCACCUACGAUCAGCCUCACACCACACAUGAUGCUUCCCGCCGAGUUCCGCACCGGCACCAACCCUCCCGUUCCCACGUCGCGGUACGAAUCGGCGGCCAUGGCACAGGCCGUACCCCUCAUUGCUUCAGUCACUGCCGCGUACCCUCCGCUGUCUCGUGCACGCCAGAAGCGUGACCGCGACGCAGUUGGCAUUCCCGCUGCCACCUUGUCUACAACGCCAUCUCGGCGCGAGUACACCGAGCGUUCGCGUUCCGUGUCACCCGACCGCCACCGCCGCCGCUACCCCCACCUAUGGGCUGACGAGUCGGCGACAGCGUCCGCCUCGAGUACCUUGGCUGCGGCGGCGUCAAGCACGUCGCAAAUCCGAGCAGGUGACCUGUGGCCCGUUUCCGACCAGACGCGUGCCCCGCCUCCAGCACGCCGUCCAGCAAAGGCAGCAGUUGAUCUGUCCCGUCGUCGCCAUUCACCGCUGUCUUCACCGCUGCCAGGCGCUCGGCGAGCGACUCAGGGUGCCGUCGUGCCUCCGGAGCAUUCUCGUCGCGACCAUUCGCCGCUGUCGCCCGCGUUACCGAACUCUCGCAGGCCCCCACCCCCGGCCUCCGAGCACUCCCGCCAUGCCCCAACGCCGCUAUCACCACCUCUACCACGCGCUCCCAACCCGCCCGCCGCCGCUGCCGCUCCGCCACCUCCUCCUGUGGCCAAACGCCCCGCAGCGUCGUCCACGAGCCAACCCAUUCGCCUGAUGUGGACGGCAAACGACCUCGGCCUUAGCCCCGACGUUGACGACACACCCAAGCGUCCGUUCUCCAUCCUUGCUGACCUCGCCAAUCGCUGGAGCUCUGGUACCAACCUCGAGUGCCGGUGUAGUCGUCCGCAUGGCGACACUCUCGACCUGCUAGUGUCGGACAACGAGGCGAAGCAUGCCGCAGAAUGGUGUGGCAAACGCGUCCCCAUGUGGAUCCCCGGCAUCCCAUCCUGUCUCCACCUCCGCGACGAGCGAGCGAGAGGCGUCAAGCUCACUCAUGCGGAACAGUUCCUGGAGGCGGCUCAGUACCUCCUGGCGCUCGAGCACAUCGGCACGGACGAGAUGGGCUGCGGUUUCCCCUGUGCCGUCCAACUGGAGCGUCUGUCAGACAUUGCUAAGGAGAACCUCGGCAUUGUGUUUGACCAGGACCCGGACACCAACAGCCUCAUGUGUGUCGUCUUCGCGGCGACGUUCUGCGACUUUGUGGACGUCCGCGACCUCCCUCUGCUCAUGGACCGGCCAAAGUCUUCAUCCCCCACGCCCGAAGCGGAGGCUGAGGAUGAUGUCGACCCAUCGACCCCGUUCCUCUACAUCUCGGUGGCCAACUGGUACGCCUGCGGGAUCAUCGGCAACGACGACCGGGUGUUCAACCCCGAUCUCUCUUUCCUCCCCGGCCAGGCCGACCUACUCUCCGAACUGAAGGGCGUAAUCGAUCUCCCAGAGCGCCAACUGCCGCCGCUUCAGGGUAUCUCGCUCCGCUGCAUGGCGUGGGUGCUGGUCCAGGAGCUUCUUACCCUCGGACGAAAGAUUGUCCAGGACAAGAAGCUGCGUCUCAAGGAACGGCUGGAAAAGCUUAACCAGCUUCACCACAAGUGGUCGGGGGCCAUGACCCUUGCCUUCACGCGCCAGCAGGCAGAUCUGGGUGGUGCCCUCGAGGCCGACAAUGUGCUCCAGUUCCUCCGCGUCGAGCUUUGCGCGCUCGACCUCUUCGUGUGUGACGCCAUGCUCAUCUUUGCACUCAACCGCGAACUGUCGACCGACGACUAUGCCCUCCUUGCCGGGUGUGCCAAUGAAGACAUGUGUGUCUACAUCAGGAAGCACUGGGUGCACAAGGUGGACGCUACCCAAUCGAUGCUGCGGGCGCUGGUCUGGCUCUCAACGUGCAAGGGCGCCUUUCCGACAGUCGCGACCCUGGCGUACAUUCUCGAGGUCGCCAAGACGGUCGUCGAAAUCAGCAGCGUGAGCUAUAAGAUGCGCGUUCCUUUUACCCCGGGCCUCCAACAGAGUUUUGAUGCUGUGGCCAAGUGGGUCGAUACCAUGGCACAGCAGAAGGCAGAGGUGUUCCCUUAUCCCCUGAGCCUGACGCGGCACUUCAUCAAGUCGUCCCAGCAGGCCGUGAGCAGCUGGGAGCAGUGGGGCGUGGUGCGCGCCAAUGCGGAGAGGCUUGGUCAGGUGGUGCCUGUGGUCGGUAUUGUGCCCGCAGCGGUGCGUAGUGAGAGCGAGCGCGUCCGCGUCGAAUCGACUCAACGUGGACGCCGCGAGCGCUUGCGGCCCACCGAUUUCGAUACACAUGGCGACCCCGACCAGCGUGUCCGCUCCACCGACGACGACGAGCGCGCCCGUUCAACCGACCGCGACAAGCGUGUUCGCUCGGACGAGCACGGAUCGCGCCGCCAUGCCGAUGAUCGGCCAAGCAGUAGUGACGCCCGCCACCAACGCGAGGAACCCCCACGUCCACCGACGAUCGAUGAGGUUGAGGAAGGUGACGAGGAGGCGGGCGGCGCGCCGCCCACGCCAUUGACGCCUGAACCGUCGGCGCACCAGACCACCACAUCGCCAGAUAUAGCGGCCGACAAUGCCGUCGUCGUCAAAUCCGAACCGCUCGAUCACAUCGAUGAGGAGGAGGACCUUGAUGUGGAAGUCAAAGCCGAACCGCGGGACAUCUCCGAUCGCGACGAAGAGGUCCCUGCCCACGCCACGCGCCGGGCAUCGUCCGAGUCGUUCAUUGCCACAACCCCGCCCCCUAUCCGCCGCAAGCGCGGCGCCGAUCCCGAGGCGUCGCCCUCGACGCCAUCCAAGCGCCGGGCGCCGGCCUCGUCCCCGCCCCUGUCUUCUUCCCCACGUAGAAGCAGCCGGCUCGAGGGGCGUGACUCCAACGCCUCGUCGCCCCGGCGUGCCAAGGUUGCCAACAUCCGGUUCUGGUCUGCAGCGUCGUCGGACGUGUCGACAGCCCAGUUAGUCACGGUGCGGCAGGUGUAA